Molecule: messenger RNA, 1065 nt
Organism: Aplysia californica (California sea hare)
Lineage: Eukaryota; Metazoa; Mollusca; Gastropoda; Aplysiida; Aplysiidae
Product: universal stress protein in QAH/OAS sulfhydrylase 3'region
Exons: 4
Coding region: 338-787 (149 amino acids)
Source: RefSeq, a predicted model, not a curated record
AAUGUUCUCGAUUGCCUCCAGAGAGAAGGUCAAAGAGAAGUGGGUCAAGGCCGCAGAGGUCCCUGGCAUAACAUGACCCCGUUCUUAGCUUAAAAUCUUCUCCCAACAAUUAGGCUCUGGUAGUUCAGUCACACUUCCGCUUGAACUUUCACACUUUCCAUUCACUCACAAGUCACAAGGCGCCUUCAGUGUUUGUUUUGAAGUUCCAGGCCUCUCUCUCACUUGACCAUUCCGGCCCAAGCAACAGGUACACUGAAUCUUGUGAGAGUUGAACGAUUCCUCGGUGCAGCGAAAACAACUCAAGAGUCGGAGAUCCACAGAAUUAGAAACCGCUACAAUGACCCGCACAGUAGUGAUUGGCAUUGACGACAGCGAGUUUUCAGAAUAUGCCUUUGACUUUUACACGAAACAAGCAAUGCUGAAGGGAGACGUUAUCAUUUUGGUCCAUGUGUCGGAGUACACGUCUCUCGUUCAGGCUCACCCUGUGGUGGUGACCGAGCUGAUCAAGGAAGAGGAGGUCAAGGUCAAACGUUUGGUCGACAGAUAUAGCGAGAAGAUGAAAAAACUUCAUCUCGGAGGGAAAGUGAAGCAAAUGGCUGGCAAGAGUGGCGAGGCAAUCAUCGCCGCUGCCCGAGAGGAGGGGGCGGGGCUUAUCGUCAUGGGAACCCGGGGGAUGGGCAAAGUUCGUCGGACGUUCCUGGGCAGCGUGAGUGACUACGUACUGCACCACUCGGAGGUCCCAGUGCUGGUGUGUCGACACCCACACUCAGAGGAGCACAAAAAGUAGAAUGAGAAUGCCCUAAGCUGAGCACUUUAGGGAAUGCCCAGUUGGUUACACGUUUUGUGACCAGGGUUUUUUUUGUUCACUCUUUAUUGAUGAAUCUCUUCCUUGUUGAUUGAGAGCUAAGGGAGACUUGCGUUUUGUUGAUAAUCUCCACCUCCACCUCUAUCUCUGAACUAUGUUGCUCUUUAAGUCUUUUAAAAUGAAAACCCUUGAGGACUUCCUCAUCUACGCAAUGAUCCCUGUACUAUGUCAUUCUUUGAUGCGAUGAUCCCAUAUUUUGA